AUAAAGCGCUAGUCGGAGAUGAACAAAAACAAAAACUAAAACGGUGCCAGCGCCAGUUGGCAUUGUGCUGUCCCGUGGACUCCAUUCGUCGAGCGGGCGACAGAUUACGGUAAACCACAGCCAUUACAAAUAGGCAAUAACAGCGGUAACCCCUACGCAGUAGGUGAAUGCAGUGAUAGCAGCAGUGACAAAAUGCAGUUUGUGGCUACCGAACACCAGCACCGACGCCUCAAUCCAUUGAAUGGACAGUGGGUGCUUGUGUGUCCGCAUCGCAUGCAGAGACCCUGGUCUGGGCAGGAGGAAAAGCCGCAACUUAACGAACAACCCGAAUUUGAUCCCACUAAUCCGCUCUGCCCGGGCGUGAAGCGACCCAAUGGCAUUAUAACGGAACGAUAUGAUAGCACCUAUGUCUUUGACAAUGACUUCCCCGCACUCUUGGAGCAGGUGCCGUCGCCACCCGCUAGCGACGAUCCCCUAUUUCAAGCAGCGCCAGCGCGUGGCAAUUGUCGCGUCAUGUGCUUCCAUCCCAAAUCGAAUUUAACCUUGCCAACCAUGAGUGUGAUGGAAAUCCGUGCUGUUAUUGAUGAAUGGAUUAGGCAAUUCAAUGAACUGAGUGGAAAGUAUGCCUGGGUGCAGAUAUUCGAGAACAAAGGCGCCACCAUGGGUUGCUCGAAUCCGCAUCCCCAUUGCCAGAUCUGGUCCUGCUCUUUCCUGCCCACAGAGCCGCAGCAGAAGCAGGAACGAUUACGCGCCUACUAUGCCACCCACGAUCGGCCUAUGCUGGGCGACUAUAUGGAGCGGGAACUGCAGCGCAAGGAACGCAUUGUCAUUGAGAAUCCCGAUUGGCUGGUCGUGGUCCCCUAUUGGGCUAUCUGGCCUUUCGAAACGAUGCUGAUAUCGCGCAACAACAAUAAACGGAUCAACGAUCUAACCGACAAUCAGCGCCACAAUUUGGCAGUGACCAUCAAGCAGCUGACCACCAAAUAUGAUAAUCUCUUCAAGUGCUCCUUCCCCUACUCGAUGGGCUGGCAUGGUGCGCCCACUGGGCCAGAGCAUGCGCACGCCUCGAGCGCCCACUGGACACUCCAUGCCAUCUACUAUCCACCCCUUCUCCGCUCAGCCACAGUGCGCAAAUUUAUGGUCGGAUUCGAGCUGCUGGCGAUGGCACAGCGAGACUUAACACCGGAGCAGGCGGCACAGCGACUGAGGGAUUCGGACGGCACAAAGCACUAUCUGAGCAAAUGAUUUCAAUAUUUCCA
Drosophila arizonae is the source of this 1259-nucleotide messenger RNA. RefSeq names its product Galactose-1-phosphate uridylyltransferase (gene Galt). NCBI's taxonomy places the organism in Eukaryota, Metazoa, Arthropoda, Insecta, Diptera, Drosophilidae. The record is from RefSeq and is a predicted model, not a curated record. Gene Ontology annotation, molecular function: zinc ion binding; UDP-glucose:hexose-1-phosphate uridylyltransferase activity. Gene Ontology annotation, cellular component: cytoplasm. Gene Ontology annotation, biological process: beta-D-galactose catabolic process via UDP-galactose, Leloir pathway.